ACUGUGAGCUCCCUCUAGUGAUGCAUUAUUUGAUUUGUUCGUUUUGUUCCGCGACAUUCGCGUAUCGUAAUAUCUUCGCUAGCUGUUUUUUUGGCUCUAGCGAGACACCGUAGGUCCAAGCCCUGUGUGUUUUCCUUUUGGUUUAUCUUCAAGCCUGCUAGAUAAGUGAUUCGAAAUAGCUUCAUAAUCUGGACUGGAGUUAUUUUUAGCUGGCGAUUAAAGUGUCGUUGGAGGGUAUUUGCUGUGUCCCUGUACCUAGAAAGUGUGUAAAUCCACUGACCAGAGUGGCGGACAUAGCUAGGUCUGGAUUAGCCGCUCUUCGAGACCGCUGGAUGCUACAUUCCUACAUCGCUCUACACAUUGGGCGUCAUUAGCAAUUUAGCCCGCUACCUAGCGAACACAAAUUGCAUAUCAUCGCUAGGUUUUUACAACAUGUCAUAUCGGAGGACAAUCAAACUCGUGUGUGGAUUCGCUGGCGGAUCAGCGGUGCUGGUUGUGGCGGCUGCCGCAGCCGAAUCCCGUGGCUAUUUCGGUGAUAAGCAAGGAGAGCGAUCAGGUCAGUGGAGUCGGUUCAAUAUUCUCCAAGCUGCACAGCCAGCGACAUGGUCAACGGGGAACCACACGGUUGCAUCUACUGGACAUGCCUGGGACUUCAACUGGGAUAAGCGGGACCCGUCCCCACUGUUUACAAAUGGGAAGAAGAAGGAGAACAGCAGUGAAGACCCGAGCUCAGAGCAGGAGAAUGGCAAACCCAAAGCCACACGCAACAUCCUUUUCAUCAGGCACUCCCAGUACAACCUGAGUGGGAAUGGAGACCAUGAGAGAAUCCUCACCCCUUUAGGUCGGGAGCAGGCUGAGUUUACUGGCCAGCGGUUGGCUGCCCUGGGGCUGAAGUAUGACAUCAUGGUCUACUCCACUAUGGCCAGGGCCACCGAGACGGCCAACAUCAUCAGCAAGUACCUCCCAGGGGUAGAGCUGGUGAGCUGUGAUUUGCUGAGAGAAGGAGCACCCAUCGAACCUGUGCCUCCUGUUAAUCACUGGAAGCCUGACGCUGUGAGGUCAGAGGUCAUCUCAAACCCUCGCCUGACACCACCACUGUGGACCUCUACCGCUCUACAGCAGUACCACGAGGACGGGGCCCGGAUCGAGGCUGCCUUCCGUCGCUACAUCCACCGCGCUGACCCCAAGCAGAAGGAGGACAGCUACGAGAUCAUCGUCUGUCAUGCCAAUGUCAUCCGCUAUUUCGUGUGCAGGGCUCUGCAGUUUCCCCCAGAGGGCUGGCUGAGGAUGGGCCUGAACAACGGCAGCAUCACCUGGCUCACUGUGCGCCCCAGCGGCAGAGUGGCACUGAGGACACUGGGAGACUCAGGGUUCAUGCCCCCAGACAAACUCACACGGACCUGAGAAAUGUUCCACCUACAGUAUUCACUCGUUCUCUCCCGGAGAGCUUUAGAUCUCGGUCACAGGGUGAACUGAAUGGCUCUUGAUUUCUCCAUAAGUGUCUUGAAAGUUACUUUUGGUGUUAUUUUUGUAACUUCGACAUGCAACGAUAUACUUUUAUGUGGUGUUUUGUGAUCAACUCCUGUGCCAUCGUUUGCAAACUACAGUGCAAAAGGGGAGUAUGCAGUAUGAACUGUUGCUGUAGCCAAUCACUGAACUCCGAAAGCUGAUGGGAUGACUGCCAGUGCCCACUCAUUAUGAAUGUAAAGGGUAUAAGAGUUGAGGGACUGAAGGAUUUUAAAACCAUAACCAUUCUAAAUUUGUAUGGCAUAUUUACUGUAAUGCUGUAAAUGUUUAUGCUCAGUACUUUUGUAUUUGGAUCAAGGCUUCCUCUGAGGUUUAGAUAGUUGUUGUAUUCAGUAGAAACAUGCAAUAAAGGAGACAUGUAAAUG
This is a messenger RNA of Oncorhynchus tshawytscha (Chinook salmon), 1892 nucleotides long. RefSeq names its product serine/threonine-protein phosphatase PGAM5, mitochondrial. Gene Ontology annotation, cellular component: mitochondrion. The record is from RefSeq and is a predicted model, not a curated record. NCBI's taxonomy places the organism in Eukaryota, Metazoa, Chordata, Actinopteri, Salmoniformes, Salmonidae. Gene Ontology annotation, biological process: positive regulation of mitochondrial fission. The coding region runs from base 433 to 1404 and encodes 323 amino acids. The transcript has 6 exons.